Molecule: messenger RNA, 399 nt
Organism: Prunus armeniaca (apricot)
Lineage: Eukaryota; Viridiplantae; Streptophyta; Magnoliopsida; Rosales; Rosaceae
Source: the annotation of a GenBank genome assembly
AUGUCUGUGGCUACAAAGCUUCAAUCUUCGAUUUGUGAGCCCCGAGCUGUACUCGGUCCCGGCGGGAACAGAGUUAGGGUUUCAGAGGCCCCGAAACGCAAGAACGAGGGCUUGAAGAAGCCACCGCAGAGGCCGACAAAACCUGUAUCGGAAAUUCCAGAAGCGGUUGUACGGAACAACGUUUCGGUGGACAGCACCUGCUCUUCUGAUACCUCGUCGAGCUGUUCAUCUGCCAAAACGGUGAGUCCUAGAAGGACUGUAAGGCACAAGAGCUUGAGGCCUGCGAAGCUUGUUUCGGACGAUAUGGAGGUCGUCAAGCCCGCGGGUCCACCUAAACGGUGUGAAUGGAUUACACCGAACUCUGGUGGACCUCUUUACUGUGCAGAAUUGUUUGAUUGA